GGAGGCAUUGCUCCGAGGUUAGGCUUUGCAAUGAUUUCCCAAAUGCAUGACGCAACCUCUUGCAGGAGCUCUGCCUUCCCAUAUUGACGGGACACAGGGGGGAAAUGCAACAUCCUGUUAUGAAGUUGCAUUGAAACAUGUUACAUUUCAGCUUUGCUAGCAAUCCCUCCCCAGUGAUCAAGGCACCUGACCAGUGCUAGGGUUAUGUAUGGCUAGAGAUGCUCUGUGCAGGAAAUUUGGUUUUGCCAGGCUCAGCUUCCUCACACCAGCAGGGGGCAGGAGUGCUGCAUCGAAAACACAUGGAGAGUGUCUCAGGAUGGCCUCUCAAGGCCCCCGGAAGCUGGAGGAGAAGCUGGUCUGCUCCAUCUGCCUGGAGAUGUUUGGGACAGCGGUGACCAUGCCCUGUGGGCACAACUUCUGCAUGAAGUGUAUCAACAACCACUGGGACAAGGAAGAGAAGGAGGCUUCUCCGGACAAGAAGGACUACACCUGCCCCGACUGCAGGCAACACUUCAAGAAGCGGCAGGAGCUCAGGAAGAACGUCGCCCUUUGCAGCGUGGUGGAGCUGAUCAGGUCUGGGGAAGUGCAGGCCUCCAGCACCGAGAGGAAAACCCCCGCCAACGGAGCGAGGUGCUCCAGACAUGGGCGGCCCCUGGAGCUGUACUGCCGAGAGGACAAAAUGUGCAUCUGCUGCGUAUGCACAGUGAAGGAGUGCCGGGACCACCACAGGGUCUUGUUCGAGGAGGAGCGCAAGAGAAAGGAGGUCCUUUUAGAAGAGUCUCUGGCGAAAACCCAGGAGGAGACCGUAAAGACCGAGGAGGAGAUCCACAAACUGGAGGAACAAACUGGCACCAUAAAGGAUUCUUCAGAGAGGCUGAAAUCGGGGAUUUUGCAGAAGUUUGCCCACCUGAUGAAAGAGCUGGAGGAGUGCAAGAGAGGGGCCGUGGACAAGAUAGAGCAAGAGCAGGCCACUGCCCUAGGGCAAGUGGAGGAGAACUGGAGCCAGCUGCAGGAUCAUCUGGCCAUGCUCACCCAACACCAGCAAAAGGCCCAGGAGCUGCUGACCUGUGUGGACGACAUGAAAUUCCUAGAGGAAUUCCUGCUGCUCCCUUCUCCGGGCAGCCUGGGAGUUUUGCCAGCUGUUGAGUUCAAUGUGGCCAGCACGGUAGAUCCCACUGCUAAGAUCCUCACCAAGGUCUCUAAGCUUUUGCUGGAGGAUUUGCCCAACUCUCUGAACCCAAAGGCGGCUGAUGCUGAAACCAAAGAGUCAGCGGAGCCAAAGGCGCUUGCUGUGGUGAAGGCAGGUCCAGCUCUUCCCGAGUGUGAAUUAAGAGCGGAGCUUCUGAGGGAUCAUCAAAAUUUGACCUUCGACCCAGACACAGCCAAUAAGUACCUGCAGCUGUCCAAUCAGAACCAAAAGGCCAAGCACACCCAUUCUCCUGAUGGCCUUUGUCAGGAUCAUGCCGACAGGUUUGAGCUGUGGCAGGUUCUGUGCAGCCAAAGCUAUAGCCAAGGCCGCCACUACUGGGAAGUCAGGAUCUCCAGCCACUCCAUCAUCCUAGGUGUGACAUACAAGAAAAUCCAGAGGAAGAAGCAAGCUGGUCGCUCCUUCAGCAUCGGGCUGGAUGGAUUGUCCUGGGGGCUGCAGAUCCGGGAGGACUGCUACUUGGCAUGGCACGAGGGCCAGUCACAUAAGAUCAUGGAGCCCUUGUACAAAUGCCUCGGAGUCAGCCUGGACUAUGGCACAGGCGUCCUGUCGUUCUAUGGCAUCGGGGACAAGAUGAAGCUCCUCCACUCUUUCCACUGUGUCUUCACUGAGCCCCUCUACCCAGUCUUCUGGCUCUGCGAAGGCAGAACCGUCACCCUUUGCCAACAGAACUGAGCCAGCAGCUGGGAUGCAGAAGCCAAGCCAUAGCCAGCGGGGCGUAUCCUAUCUUGCAGCCAGCUGCCUGGCUUUAUUCGGUGGGCAGCCUACUAAAGCUACAGCCAGGACUGGAGGUGUCACAAUGCCGUUGGUUUGACAGGGCCGAGGCGACGGGGUUGCAAUGAAUUAAAGACGGGGAGAUGAGGCAGGGAGCCUGAAAAGCAAAGAAACAUGACUGGAAUGAAAACUGCCCAAGUAGUUCAGCCAUAUGUAAAUUAGAGUUGGGUGGCAGGAGACCUGCUUCCUUACCUGUCACAAGGAUCCCCUGGUGGAAGAGCGGAAGCUAGUGGGAGUCACAAGGCACCUGGCAUCUGUCUUGUUGCAUGUGGAACGGCAUUGCCUGUUUCCAGCCCCCGUGACGUAACAGGGAGAAGUUAGGGUCCUGUGGUGGCACCAGUGAAAGGGCUGCUGUUUGGGAGGCUCUGAUGAGAUGGUGGCAGGAGGGGAGAUAGCACAGCUUGGUGUCCCAACCCUCACUUUCUCUGCCUCCCAGAACCUUGGACGGUCACCUCCUGCUUUUUGUUCUGCAGAGCAGUUGCUGUCAGAGAGGGGCCCUUGCAUAGGCGCCGACUCCAUGGUGCUCCAGCCCCGGAGCACCCACGUAAAAAAAACCAGUGGGUGCUCAGCACCCACCGGCAGCCUCCCGGAUCAGCUCUGCCUCCUCCCCCUCCCUCCCAGCACCUCCCGCCCUCCUCGAUCAGCUGUUCAGCCGCCUGCAGGAGGCACUGGGGAGGAGCGGGGGCAGGAAGAGGUGGGGGAGGGGGCAGAACGGGGUGGGAAGAGGCAGGGUGCGGGAGGGGUUUGGGGACUCAGAACAUUUAGAGCACAGCGGGGGUGGGGGAUGAGAGGGAAGUGGACUUUUCCCUCUGCUCCGGGGACAGUCAAUUCCUGUGGUUGGGUUCUACUUGUUUUUAAAAGUCCCCAUCUGCAAUAAAGCUCCAUUUUCUAA
This is a messenger RNA of Chelonia mydas (Green sea turtle), 2873 nucleotides long. RefSeq names its product tripartite motif containing 65 (gene TRIM65). The transcript has 7 exons. Bases 209 to 1882 code for a protein of 557 amino acids. NCBI's taxonomy places the organism in Eukaryota, Metazoa, Chordata, Testudines, Cheloniidae. Gene Ontology annotation, biological process: positive regulation of autophagy. The record is from RefSeq and is a predicted model, not a curated record. Gene Ontology annotation, molecular function: zinc ion binding; protein binding.